Molecule: messenger RNA, 2464 nt
Organism: Haemorhous mexicanus (house finch)
Lineage: Eukaryota; Metazoa; Chordata; Aves; Passeriformes; Fringillidae
Product: mucin-3A-like
Exons: 3
Coding region: 42-2378 (778 amino acids)
Molecular function (GO): Notch binding
Source: RefSeq, a predicted model, not a curated record
CACCGGAGCCGGCUCAGUCGCUGCUCCAGGACCGGCCGAGGAUGGAGUUGGGUGGCAGCGCCUUCAUCCUCAUCUUCCUCCUCUUUGUCCCCUCGGGGGCUCUGUCAGCCUCCUGCGCCAACGGUGGCACCGUGGUUGGGGACACCUGCGCUUGUCCCCCCGGCCACUCCGGCCCCCUCUGCGAGACCCCCGACCCCGCCAGCGCCUGCCGCAACGGUGGCACCGCCGUGGGGACAACCUGCUACUGUCCCCCGGGGUUUGGGGGACCCCGGUGCCAGCGCCAUGACCCCGCCAGCGCCUGCCACAACGGGGCCACCGCCUUUGGGACAAGGUGCGUGUGCCCGCCCGGCUUCCGCGGGGACACCUGCCAGGAGCUGGAGGAGCUCGGGCCGUGCCUCAACGGUGGCACCUUGGAGAAGGGGACGUGCCGGUGUCCCCCCACGGCUUGGGGACCUCGGUGCGAGUGCACCUGGACAGGCCCGACCACGGCGGCGGGGAGGGGGUUGUACGUCAAUGACACGGCGGGGACGAGCGGCACGGUGACGGCCACCACCGCGGGAGGGGACACCGCGGAUGCGCCAUCGGUGAGGAGGGCCAGGAAUGUCACGGCCAGGCCUGUGGAGGGCAAUGCCACCACCGUGGGAAGUGGCAUUGUGGUCAUCACCGCUGGUGGCGUUGUGGGAAGGAACGUCACUGUCACCGCUGUGGUCAGUGCCAGCACGGUCACUCACGGGGUGGCCAGCACGGACCAUGACGUGGUGACCACCACAGAGAGGGACACAACGGUCUACAGUGGCACUGACCAUGACGUGGUGACCACCACAGAGAGGGACACAACUGUCUACGGUGGCACUGACCAUGACGUGGUGACCACCACGGAGAGGGACACAACCAUCUAUGGUGGCACCGACCAUGACGUGGUGACCACCACAGAAAGGGACACAACGGUCUACAGUGGCACUGACCAUGACGUGGUGACCACCACAGAGAGGGACACAAACAUCUAUGGUGGCACCGACCAUGACGUGGUGACCACCACAGAGAGGGACACAACGAUCUAUGGUGGCAUUGACCAUGGCGUGGUGACCACCACGGAGAGGGACACAACCAUCUAUGGUGACACAGACCGUGAUGUGGUGACCACCACGGAGAGGGACACAACGAUCUAUGGUGGCAUUGACCAUGACGUGGUGACCACCACAGAGAGGGACACAACGAUCUAUGGUGGCAUUGACCAUGACGUGGUGACCACCACAGAAAGGGCCACCAGGGUCAGGGCAAGUGUCCCCUUGGCCACCACCACAGGGGGGAACACCACGCCGAUGCUGCCAGAGGGCCGCGUAACAAAUGUCACGUCCUCACACCUGAGGAAUGCCACCAGGGCCACCACCGUGGAGGGUGAGGCCACAGCCGUGGACGGUGACACCACGGUCACUCGGUCAAACCUCGUGGGAGGUGACACCACGGCCAUGGAGGGUGACACCGAGGCCACCCCCAUGGAGGGUGACACAGAGGCCACACCAGUGGCCACCACGGUAAACAACACCAAGGCCACCACAGUGGAAAGUGACACCGUGACGGUGCCACCAGGACACCUGGGAAGCCACAACAAGGCCACCACCAGGGUGAGGAACACCACGGCCAUGGGGAACAACACCAGGGCCACCACCUUGAAAGGUGACACCAGUGUGACCACCGUGGAGGGCCACACCAGGGCCAUGGAGAACAGCACCAGGGCCACCAUCACGGAGAGUGACACCGGGGCCACCAGCUUGGAAAGUGACACCACGGCCACCAGCCUGGAAAGUGACACCACGGCCACCAGCCUGGAAAGUGACACCGGGGCCACCACCCUGGAGAGCCACACCCUGUCCACCCUCUCAGUCGUCCCUGCCGACGUCACCUCGACACCAGCCCCGCCCAAUGCCACCGGCACCGUCCUGGAUGUCACCGAGAGCCCGCCCAACGUCACCGAAGCCACCAGGGCGCUGUCCCACGUCUCUGCCGGGACCACCGGGGACUUUUUGACCACCUCCACUGUCCCCCCCACGGCCACCAGGGCCACCAUGGCCACCAUCUGCCUCUACCUGCCACAUGGCGCCAGCCCCCCGGCCAUCGUGUGCCGCAACGGCGGCGUGGCCAACCGGACCCACUGCCUGUGCCCCCCCGGCUACUCCGGCCCCACCUGCGAGACCCCCGACCCCGCUGACCGCUGCGCCGGCGGCAGCACGGCCGUGGGUGACCGCUGCAUCUGCCCCCCCGGCCGGACCGGACCUCGCUGUGCCACCCCCGACCCGGCCACCGCCUGUCGCCACGGUGGCACCGCCGUGGGCACCGAGUGCUACUGCCCCCCCCGGUUACUCCGGACCCCGCUGUGAAGACCCCAGACCCACCACGGUCCCCACGGUGAGGACGCCGCGCCGGACCAGGGCGACGCCACGAAGCACCAGGAGAACCACGACCA